AUGGUCCCCGACGGAAGCCGGUUCGACUUUGUCGUCGUCGGCGGCGGCACGGCCGGCAACACGGUGGCCGGGCGACUCGCAGAAAAAGCCGGCGUCCGCAUCCUCAUCAUCGAGGCGGGCCCGGGCAACCCGGAGGACGUGGCCGACAUCACGACGCCGUCGGCGGCCAUGGACCUGCGCGGCAGCCAGUACGACUGGGCCUACAAGUCGACGAUUGUGCGCCGCGACGACUACGAGCGCAUCGAGAAGCCCAACACGCGCGGCAAGGUGCUCGGCGGCAGCUCCGCCCUCAACUACUUCACCUGGGUGCCCGGCUGCAAGGCCACCUUUGACCGCUGGGGCGAGUUUGGCGGCGACGCCUGGACCUGGGACCGGCUGCUGCCGUAUCUGCGCAAGAGCGCCACCUAUCACGACGACGACGGCCUCUUCCCGCCCGACCUGGCCAAGAUUGGGGCCGGCGCCGGGCCGAUCCACGUGUCGCACGCCCAAGCGCUGCCCGAGAUGGCCCGGUUCCGCGAUGCCCUCACCAAGGCGUGGACGUCGCGCGGCGAGCCCCUGUGCGAGGAUGUCUAUGACGGCAACUUGAGCGGCCUCACGCAUUGCGUCGAUUCCAUUUACGCCGGCAAGCGGUCCGGGAGCUUCCUCUUCCUCAAGGACAAGCCUGACAUCACCCUCGUGCACGGCGUUCAGUCGAAGCGGCUCAUCAUCGACGGCGACGACAAGACAUGCAAGGGCGUCGUCGUCGUCGACGCAGACGGGACCGAGCACAGCUUCUUCGCCACACGCGAGGUCAUUGUGUCCCAGGGUGUCUUCGAGACGCCCAAGCUGCUGAUGCUCAGCGGCAUCGGCCCCUCGAGCGAGCUGGGCCGGCACGGCAUCGACGUCGUCGUCGACUCCCCCCACGUGGGCCAGAACCUGUCGGACCACCCGGCCGUGCCGUUUGUGCUGCGCGUCAAGGACGGGCUCGGCAUGGACGACACGCUGCUGCGGCCCGGCGCGGCCCGCGACGCCGCCGUGGCCGCCUACCGCGACGACCGAUCAGGUCCGCUGGGCUCGGGCCUGCUGGAGCUCGCCGGCUUCCCGCGCAUCGACGCCUACCUGGAGCGCGACGCGGCGUACCGCGUGGCCAAGGCAGCCAACGGCGGGCGCGACCCCUUGUCGCCCGAGGGCCAGCCGCACUUCGAGCUCGACUUUGUGUGCAUGUUUGGCAGCGCCUUCCAGUGGCACUUCCCCGUGCCCAAGCGCGGCAGCUACACGACCGUCGUCGUGGACCUGGUGCGGCCCGUGUCGGCGCCGGGCACGGUGACGCUGCGCAGCGGCGACGCGGGCGAGCAGCCGGACAUCAACCUCAACUUCUUCGCCGACGACCUCGACAUCGUGGCCAUGCGCGAGGGCAUCCGCUUCAGCUACGACGUGCUGACCAAGGGCGACGGCUUCCGCGACCUCGUCGAGGCCGAGUACCCCUGGGACAUGCCGCUCGACUCCGACGCCGCCAUGAAGCGCGCCGUGCUGGACCGCUGCCAGACGGCCUUUCACCCGUGCGGCACGGCGCGGCUGUCGCGGAGCGUCGAUCAGGGCGUCGUGGACGCUCGGCUCAGGGUGCACGGCGUCUGGGGGCUGCGCGUCGUCGAUGCGUCGGUGAUCCCCGUGAUUCCCGACUGUCGCAUCCAGAACUCGGUCUACAUGGUGGGCGAGAAGGCGGCGGACAUGAUCAAGGAGGACCAUGCCGAUCUGUUUCAGUGA
Molecule: messenger RNA, 1743 nt
Organism: Hirsutella rhossiliensis
Lineage: Eukaryota; Fungi; Ascomycota; Sordariomycetes; Hypocreales; Ophiocordycipitaceae
Product: GMC oxidoreductase domain-containing protein
Exons: 1
Coding region: 1-1743 (580 amino acids)
Molecular function (GO): flavin adenine dinucleotide binding; oxidoreductase activity, acting on CH-OH group of donors
Source: RefSeq, a predicted model, not a curated record